AUCGAGCAUGAUCGGUUAACGCCAAAAUGACUAAUGUCAAAUUAAAAUUUCUUUAUUUGCUACUGAAGCUGAUUCUCGCUAAAUUUAUCGUUAACGCCCGACCGAACCCUGAAAACGUAACAGAUAUCAUCAUAAAAUUUUCAAAUAACCAUACCUUUAUUCCAAUAAAUCCUGAUUCUGACACUCUUGUGGUCGCCAAUGACGAGGAAGCAGAAAUUGAUGAUUUAAAGGAGGCGGACGCAAUGGUCAGCUCGGAACAACAGCGGGACAAGGAACUAUCACAGAACAGCAACACUCAAAAGCGUGUGUCGAACGAAAAACGAAACAUAUCAGCGCUGCUAGACGAUUUAAUCGAUUCAGAAACUAACCGAGAUGAUACUAUCACCGAUUUACUGUUCAAGCCCGAUUCAGAAUUCGUCGAAGGCGUGCCGACUUUCGAAUUUUUGAUCGCCACUAGAAUCAACGAGAGUGAAACUGGCGUUAAUGAAACCAGUAGAGAUGCAGGCGUCGGUGAUGUGCUCAAGAAGUUGGAUUACGUUGAACUUGUCGAAGUGGUGAAAGCCGGUAAAGAGAACAGAAGUGCCUAUAUGUUGAACAUAACCGGACACGAAGUCGAUAACGAUCUAGCGCCGGACACAAUCUUGUCUGUGUUCUCAGGUUUCACGGACGUCCAGACAUUGUUCCUGGCCUGCUUCGGGACCCUGCUGCCCUUGCUGGCGGUGCUCUUUGCUACGUUGGUCAUCAGAUGUUUGUGCAGAAGGCACUGUCCAGGGUUCUGCAAGAAGCACACCGGUUCUUCGGCGUCCGAUAGCAGCGACAACAAAGAUGGAAACCACCAGCAGGUAAAAUCUUCGACUGAAGAUGAAACAGGCGUUCAUAGAGUGGAGAACCGAGAGUCACCGCCUGGCAAUGGAUCAAUCUUCACAAUGACUUUGAAGAACAAUCAUCUAAUAGUCGAAACAGAAGAGAGAAAUGAUAUCACAAAGAACGGACGUGAAACCAAAAUGAAAUAUUCCCCGGACAACGAUGGCAUUUUCGUGGUGGAAGUUCAACAAUCAUCAGCAUACAGGCCGAACAACGUUGCACUCCAAAACUCACCACCUCAAGACCCUCAGAUCUCGACGAACCAGGCUCUUAUUCACAGAGUACCUGAAGAGUUGGACAAAAGGGCAGAAGAUGACAGUGAGCGUAGCAGCGAGAAGUGCGAAAGGGACAAAGCAUUGGCUUUAUCGAGCACUGGUCUCUCAAUUUCAGAUCUUAGCAUGUCCUCUAUUGGAUCCCACAACGUUAGUUACUCUUAUGGAAGCCAGAUGGGCUACGAACAAGGACCAUUCGGCUAUCCAGUCUACGCUGGCUACGAUGUUUCUAAAGACGACGUCCCUGAAGGUAUUGUGUGCGACAAUUCCACAGAGCCAUUGAUUAGUAAAACCCCAACUGACCCAGACAAGCCAGUGGUCACAGCAGCUAUCUUUAAGCAAGAUUCUAUUAUAGGUAGCGAGGUGCCAGGUUAUUGUAUCGAAGGUUCUUCCGACGGUCCCUUACUUUCUGAUGUUCAAGCCAGAGAAUACAGUCUUCAGCAUUUACACGACCAAAAGAAACUGGAGAAUGGAGUUGCUGUAGCCAUCACUGAAAAAGAUAGUCCCAAGAAGAACCUCAAUCGAGCUGAUAGUCUACCUGUUCGGAUAGAAGACGAGAAUGAGAAGGAAGCUACCGUAAUAAUCAGAGAAGAUGUCGGUGAUGUGUUCCAUGGCAAAAGGCCUUCACUACCGAUCAUCAAGACGGAGAUCUAUGAAUCGGUUUGUGAUGCUGCAAAGACAAUUUUACCCAGGCUCUCCAGUGAAGCUUCAUCUGAGAUAUAUGGCACGCCUCCCAUGAUAACAAUCACGGAGGAAAGUGAGUCAAGCAAGUCAGAUGGCACGAGCUAAUUUUGGAUGGUUGUUUGUAUAUAUUAAUAAGUUUUCGAAAAGUUUUUUGUAAAGUGUGUGAAACGGUGUGAGUGAAGUACGGCUAAGUGGUGGUCGCAAGGCAUUCAAUUGAACCAUCCUUUGUAACACCGGUCGAUUUAUAUAUCAGAUUGGCUGCUUUAUUCCGGGCUUGUCGAUAUUUUCUUGUUAACCUUAGAGUCCUUUUGUUUUUAACGGGUUCUCA
Molecule: messenger RNA, 2148 nt
Organism: Bombyx mandarina (wild silkworm)
Lineage: Eukaryota; Metazoa; Arthropoda; Insecta; Lepidoptera; Bombycidae
Source: RefSeq, a predicted model, not a curated record